Molecule: messenger RNA, 755 nt
Organism: Oreochromis niloticus (Nile tilapia)
Lineage: Eukaryota; Metazoa; Chordata; Actinopteri; Cichliformes; Cichlidae
Exons: 2
Coding region: 31-750 (239 amino acids)
Biological process (GO): regulation of transcription by RNA polymerase II
Cellular component (GO): nucleus
Molecular function (GO): protein dimerization activity
Source: RefSeq, a predicted model, not a curated record
GCACUGGCACUACAUCCAACCAAUGUCACAAUGCCAACAACAGCUGAAGUGGAGAAACUGAAGAAGCUGGAGACGGUUCUUGAACACUGCAGGUAUAUAACUGAACUUUUGGGAGGGGAGAAGUUUGUUUCCUGCUCAGUGGUGUUGCCAGCUUUGUGUCACCUGUCGCGAGUGAUGGAGGUCUCUGAGUAUGACCCAGCUUACAUGGUUAAAUUCAAGGAGACCUUUAAAGCAGAAAUGGAGAAGCACAAGGAAAAAACUAACAUCAUGUGGCUCAGGGUUGCAACAGCACUGGAUCCUAGGUUUAAGGGUCUUAAGUGUCUAAGCAGACCUGACAGGGCUGAGGUGUGGCGCUUGAUCAGUGCGUUGCUCAGGGAGAGGCAGAGGCCUGCACAGCCUGAACAACCAGCAACAUAUGAGCCAUCUAAGAAAAGAUCAGCUCUCAUGUUUGCCUCAGAGUCUUCAUCUGAUGAAGAGGAGGACUAUAUUGAGAAAUGUGUGGAGCGAUACAGGGCAGAGCCAACUAUUGACAUAGAGGACUGUCCUCAGAAAUGGUGGUCCAAGCAUGAAGGGGCACACAGUGAGAUGGCCUACCUUGCACGCAUGUACUUGGCAACACCUGCCACAUCCAUACCAUGUGAGAGGUUAUUUUCACUUUCUGGGCAUGUUUUUCAGAACAAGCGAGCUGCCCUGUCAUCUGAAAAUGUUAAAAUGCAUGUCUGUUUGAGCAAUUGGGUUAGUGCAAAGUAAUAGUG